Molecule: messenger RNA, 2562 nt
Organism: Spinacia oleracea (spinach)
Lineage: Eukaryota; Viridiplantae; Streptophyta; Magnoliopsida; Caryophyllales; Amaranthaceae
Product: selenium-binding protein 2
Exons: 4
Coding region: 1984-2346 (120 amino acids)
Molecular function (GO): selenium binding
Source: RefSeq, a predicted model, not a curated record
UCAACUAAAACGACAUUGUUACUACUCAAAUAGACAAGCCUCUUGAUCCCAAAUUUCAACAGACAUUGUUAAGACUCAAAAUACAAACUGCAUCAACAUCUUACCAGGAAAAUAAUACAAAUGUAACCGAACUCAACGCAUGUAAACUACUUGCAUAUUCAUGAAAGGAAAAAAAAAGGAUUCAAUGAAAUCAACUCAAAUCGAUUAAAUUUAUCCAAUUCGAGGAAAUCUAAUACAUAACCCUCAUUCAAGAAAAAUAAGAACAAAAAUCAAGUAAAACGCACAAAAUUCAAUUGAACCAAUUAAAGUAAAUGAACAAUUAGAAUUAGAAUAAAAUCACCUAAUAUAAUGAAAUUGCGAGAACGACGAAGAUUGAAACUCCAAAAAUGCAAAUCGAGGAAAUCAAAAGCAAAUCCCUAAUUCUAGUAAAAUCAGAACGGAAAAUCGAAUAGAAGGCAACAAAUUUCAAUUGAAAACCUAAUAAAGAAAAUUAACAAUAAAAAGUAGAAUCUAAUUCACUUACCGCAACAGAAUUUGCGAGAACAAGAAUCGAAGUUCAACAAGCAAGAGCGGAUGAGAAUCUGGAAAGGAAACGCAUGAGAUGAGAAAAGAGGAGAGAGAAAGUCUAGAAUGAAAAAUGCGGGAGGAGAGGGAAAAUCUCAGAAAAGUUGAAAGGUCAUUCAGUAGCAAAAAUUACGAAAAUACCCUUAAUGGAUGAAUUAAGCGGGUGAAACGUGAGCGGUAGGAUUGAACGGAUCCGAUGGUUGAGAUUAGUUCUCAGUUCUCAUCUUAAGGGGUGGUUCUCACCAGAUCCCGAUUCUAUAUAUAUAUAGAAAAAGGAUCAUGUGAGAACACUUGUUAAGGUGAGAACAAAUCUUAUAUGAGAACGAAUCCUGACCAUUAAGGGCGAAAGAUCUAACGGCUAAAAUAUCUCCUGUGUAACUGUUAGAGUAAUGGCAAAUCCGUAAUUAUAUGUAAUAACAAAAACAAACCAUCAUCUUCUCACGCAAUUCAGUUCUUUCUCUCUCCACCUUCAUCUCUCUCCUGCUUCAUUCGUUCUGCUGGUCUCCCUCUUUGCGGUUUAAAACCCUCAAAAUUCCAUCUCCUUAAAGGUCUUCACUAAUUUUCAUCCAACUCAAACAAUAUUGAACAAUUUUAUUGAUUUUUUCCCUGGAUUUCAUUUCAAUCCAUUUGAAAUUACAGGUACAAAUUCUCUGGACUUCAAUUCAAUCCAUUUGAAAUUACAGGUACAAAUUCUCUGGACUUCAAUUCAAUCCAUUUGAAAUUACAGGUACGAAUUCCCUUAUUACACUAGAUUAUCGAUUGAGCACAUUUUUGAAUUUGAUUUGUUUUAUUUUGUGUGGUUUUUUAGCAUUGUUUUGUUGUUAUUGAGUUCAAUUUUAGUGUGUUGGAAAAAUCUCUAUUUUUAAUACAUAUUCUUGAUAUUAAAUCCAUAUUUGUUUGAGUUUGAUUUGCAAUGAAGAAUCUCUUCAAUCGUGCGGAGUAAUAGUAUUGUGAAGUCGAUCAAUAAAAUAUAAACAGUUAGGAGACAGGAACUAAUUACCUGAUGUUUUGUGGCAACUUAUUGAGAAGCUCAGACCUUCUCAAUUCAGGAAAGAGACUGUUUAUGUAGAACAUAACACACCAAUCAAGUUUCUGGGUUUCUUUUGAUCCUGAACAACUGUUACUUCAUGUUAAGGUACUGAAUUCUACAAAGAACUAAAUGCAAUUGUGGGAAGAGCCAAGGAGUUACUCUUUGUCUCUGACGCUCUUUCUCUUGCUAUAACACAAAAUUAGUGGCGUUUUCAUGCUUGUUCUUGGGGAUUUUGCUUGAUUUUGAUGAUUCUUGGAUCAAUGGCUUUUCUUAUAGGGUUUAUAUUGAUGCCAUGGAUAAUUGGACUGGUUUUGGUCUUCUAAUCUGUCAUAUUUUGGAGGAUCUUGUCUCUCCCGGGAUUUCUUCCCCCAAGAUGUUCCUGCUCGGAAAUGCUAAUGAGGAUGACAUGGCUUAUCAAACGUAGAGAGAAAUUUUCGUUCGAAAAUACUUUCCUAAGUGUAGAGAUAAGAGAGAAGCCUGAAUACUUGGGAACAAUUCACGUGGAUCCAAACUCUCCUACAUAUUUGAAAGUUAUCCAUCGAUUGUAUGUUCCUAAUUUGGGGGAUGAGUUGCAUCAUUCAGGUUGGAAUUCCUGCAGUUCUUCACAUGGAGACUCGUCUGGUGACAGACGAUUUCUCAUGCUUCCUUCUUUAAUAUCAAGAAUGGUGUACAUCGUAAAUACGAAAAAGAAUCCCAAUUCCCCCUCGUUGCACAAAGUUGUUGAGCCUGAAGAGAUCUUAGCAAAGACUUGAUAAGCUUACCCCACACUUCUCAAAAAUAAUAACGUAGUAUAAAAAAGAGUAAUCAUUAAUAUUUACUCUUUGGUCUUUUUUUGUUUGACUUGAUCUAUAUGUAACAAGAUACCAUAAAGUACAUUGUAAUCAUUUAUAAGAUACAUUGUAUUAAACUAUAAGGUACAUUAUAGAGAUCUAUAAGGUACAUUAUAUGAAUCUAUAAAUUACAAGUCA